AUGGCGGGCCGGGUCUUUCCGCUGCUGCUGCUGUGUUUUUUCUCGCUUUUUUUGCUGCCAGCAGCAGCAGAAGACUUAAUUAUCAACGGAGAGCUGGAGUUUGUGGGGGGUCGGCCCUCGCAGCUGCCCCCGGGCUCGGUCUACCUGGUGGAGCUGAGCUUCCUGGUGAUGGACGCGCCCCGCGUGGCCCUCAGCAGCUUCCAAGACAGUGCAGAAAAGCUCAACGAGGGAAAGCCCCUCAACUUCCAACUGCGGCUGCCAGCAGCAGAGAGAAGCAGCAGCAGGGGGCGCCACUUGGCGGUCUCGGCGGUGGUCAACGUGGGCUGGAGCAGCAGCAGCAGCAGCAGCAGCAGCAGCAGCAGCAGCAGCAGCAGCGAGUGGAUCCGCAGAGGCGACUACAAAAACGUCUACAUGAACCUUUUGGAAGUUCCCACGGACAAGAAUACCAUUGAUGGUCUCAAAGUCCUAAUCGAGCAGUACAAAUGA
This is a messenger RNA of Eimeria necatrix, 486 nucleotides long. RefSeq lists its product as hypothetical. NCBI's taxonomy places the organism in Eukaryota, Apicomplexa, Conoidasida, Eucoccidiorida, Eimeriidae. The coding region runs from base 1 to 486 and encodes 161 amino acids. The record is from RefSeq and is a predicted model, not a curated record. The transcript has a single exon.